This is a messenger RNA of Trichoderma asperellum CBS 433.97, 658 nucleotides long. The record is from RefSeq and is a predicted model, not a curated record. NCBI's taxonomy places the organism in Eukaryota, Fungi, Ascomycota, Sordariomycetes, Hypocreales, Hypocreaceae.
GUCACUCGAUCAAUCAAUCUCAUUGCCACAUUCACCACUUCCACCUCCAUUGCUGCGACUUCGCCUUUCCCCUCCCUCAUUCAAUUGAUCAACCAGCCAUCAACCAGUGAUGUCUUACGCCGACGCUGCUGCAAAGGGUGCCAGACAGAGCCCUGAAGAGGCUGCUGCCCCUCAACCCCCCGAAAUCAUCCCCAAUGAAUCCGCCUCCACAGCCUCUCUCAUCGACGUCGAUCUCCCCAGCGUGCACACCGUCAGAUCAGACUUCCUCGAGCAGGAAAUCAAGACCGAGACGCAGGCCGAGCGCAUCAGGCGCGAGGAGGAAGCCGCGCGGGCCAACGAGGCCGCCAAGCGAAAGGCCGCCAGCAAGGCCAAGAGGGCCGACUCCUGGAUCACGCGCAAGUUCUCGCAGCUCUCCGACGGGAGCGUCACGGCCAUUGCCAUUGCCAACGUUGCUGGCAUCGUGGGAGUUAGCGGCUUCUUGGGCUAUCGCGCGUGGGGGCUGUAUGAGAAGAGUCGACUGGACUUGAAGCAUGUUGGCGUUGGCGUUGGCGUGCUAGCUGCCGUCGGUGCCGUGGAAGCGCUGCUGGGCCGCUAUCUUUACAGGGGCAGGAAAGACUGAUUCUUCUGCACGAAGAGAUGAAGAAAUGGGCGGGCGAAU